UCAAUAUUCACAUUACCAUUGAUGGAGUACCGGUAAUGCAUUGCUCCGAAUUCCUAAACCUGCAGCAAUGAAAGCGUUAGAAUCAGUUGCUCGUAAUCUCAGAUUCAUCAACUCGUUACUCACCAUCCGAGUCACUACAACUCGCUCACUCCACCAGGUUUCUCACUUCUCUCUCUACACCCCACCACCCCUUUUUAUCCCCUCCCCGUUUCACGAUUCACGUUUUCAUCAAACACACUAUGUUUCAUCAAAACCCAACUCCAUUGUUGAGCUUAUUCAAACAAACGCUUGGUCUCAAGGGUUUGAAAAAGAGUUAGAAAAUUGUUACCCUUCUUUGACCCAUGAAACCGUUGUUUACAUUUUGAAACAAUUGGAUAAUGACCCAUUAAAAGCUUCUUGCUUUUUCAAUUGGGUCAGUAAGAAAAAUUGGUUUUUGCCAAGUUCUUCAUUGUGUAAUUUGAUUCUUAGGAUUUUAGCUAAUAAGGAUACAAUUGAACAAUUUUGGAUUCAUUUAAGGAUGAUGAGGAAAAAAGGGUUUUAUCUUGAUCGAAUUACGUAUAGGUCGAUUUUGGAGGGUUUUAGACGAGAGAAAAUGAACAGGGAUUUCGCUUGUCUUAAAACUUUUUUUAAGAAUAUGGUUGAGGAAAAUGCAAGGCAGGUUGUUUUCAACAAGGUGGUUAGUGUGAUUUUAGGAUCUGAGUGGGGUGAUGAGGUUGUGAAUGAGCUUGUAGAGCUUAAGAUUCAAUUUUCGGAUAGUUUUGUGAUACGGGUUUUGAAAGAGCUUCGAAGUUGUCCUUUAAAGGGUUACAACUUUUUUUAUUGGGUUGGGAAGCAAUCUGGUUAUCAACAUAAUGCUGUGACUUACAAUGCAGUUGCUAGAGUUCUUGCUAGGAUGGAUUCAAUUGAGGAGUUUUGGAGUAUUCUUGCGGAGAUGAAGAGUGUGAAUUAUGAAUUGGAGAUUGAUACUUAUAUGAAGAUAACAAUGCAGUUUGUAAAGAAUCAGAUGAUGAAGGAUGCUGUUAAGCUUUACGAGCUUAUGAUGGAUGGUUCAUAUGAGCCAUCGGUUCACGAUUGCUGUUUCCUUUUAAACGCUAUCGCUACAAGUGAUUCACCGAAUUCGGAUCUUGUUUUCCGGGUAGCCAAGAAAUAUGAAUCCGCAGGGUAUACUCUCACCAAGGAAAUCUAUGAUGGAAUACACAGGUGUUUGACAAGUGUGGGGAAAUUUGACAAAGCUGAAAAUAUUGUUAAGACUAUGAGAAAUGGUGGCCAUGAACCUGAUAAUACUACAUACAGUCAACUGGUUUUUGGACUUUGUAAGAUGAAGAGGGUUGAAGAAGCAUGUAAGGUGCUGGAGGAGAUGGAAUCUAGUGGCUGCAUUCCUGAUAACAAAACUUGGUCCAUCUUUAUCCAAGGGCAUUGUGCUGCCAAUGCAUUAGAUAAGGCAUUACUUUGUUUAAGUAAGAUGAUUGAAAAAGACUGCAAUCCAGAUGCUGCUGCGAUAGACGCUUUGGUUGAUAGCUUUCUUAGUCAAGAGAAAAUAGACAACGCAUACAAGUUUCUUGUAGAGAUGGUUGAGAUAUGCGCUUCUCCUAGGCAAUGUACAUACGAGAAAUUGAUCCAAAACCUGUUAGGAAUCGGAAAAUUUGAAGAUGCACUUGACCUUCUUUGUUUGAUGAGGAAACACAAGUACUCUCCAUUCAACAAACCAAUUGUGCAGUAUGUUUCAAAGUUUGGGACCGUGGAGGAUGCUGAGAAAUUCCUGAAGGCAUGGAGAAAGGGAAGUCCUAGGUCCCAUUCCGCCUAUCUUCAUGUUUUGGAAUCUUUCAUCGGAGAAGGUAGACUCUCUGAGGUCAAAGAUCUAUUGUGCAAGUUUCCUUCGCAGAUAAAGAGACAUAAAAAGAUCAAUGAAUUUUUUAGCUUCAGUGGAGACUCGGAUGUUGCCAGUGCUACUUGAUGCCCAGAAAACUUUUCCUUCCUAGUGUCCAAAAUGCGUCAAAAGUCAGAGGUCUUGGAUUGGAUUCCUGCUUGUGGUCUUUCAGAAAUCUGUCAUUUGUAAGCAUCAGGGUGUGGAGGUACUUGCUGAUAAGUUAAUAAGAGUAUGUGCUCUACAUUCAUUCAUAACUAAUUGAAUAGGAUGGAUACAUUACAAAAACCAUGUUCUUAUGCCGACAUCUACCAUCAUCUUAUGUUAAGUAAUUGUUGGAUUCGGUUUCA
Medicago truncatula (barrel medic) is the source of this 2214-nucleotide messenger RNA. RefSeq names its product pentatricopeptide repeat-containing protein At3g48250, chloroplastic. NCBI's taxonomy places the organism in Eukaryota, Viridiplantae, Streptophyta, Magnoliopsida, Fabales, Fabaceae. The transcript has 2 exons. Gene Ontology annotation, biological process: RNA splicing. Gene Ontology annotation, molecular function: protein binding. The coding region runs from base 68 to 1954 and encodes 628 amino acids. The record is from RefSeq and is a predicted model, not a curated record.